Salvia miltiorrhiza (redroot sage) is the source of this 3862-nucleotide messenger RNA. RefSeq lists its product as uncharacterized. Lineage: Eukaryota; Viridiplantae; Streptophyta; Magnoliopsida; Lamiales; Lamiaceae. The transcript has 3 exons. Bases 1661 to 3337 code for a protein of 558 amino acids. The record is from RefSeq and is a predicted model, not a curated record.
GAAAAAAGAAACAUGUAUUUAUAUACUCUCUUCUCUCUCCUCUCCCCCUAAAAUCACUACUGCUAAUGAGUACGCUUUGGUAUUUGUUUUUCCUUUCCUGAUUUUUCCCCAUUUCGCGUUGUAUUCCCCAACACCAAAAUAAACCUCUGUCUCUCCCAAUUUUUUCUUCCACACACUCAGCCAGCAUAAACCUAUACAACGUAUCCAUCGCUGUUUCCCCAUAUUUAUUCAUCGAGGGAAGAGGAAAUUUAUUGCUUGUUUGAUUGUUUGAUAGUGUCUUUUUUUUUUUCGUUAAUUUUUUUAAAAAAGGUGAAAUAAAAGUGGGAUCUUGUCCCUUUCUACAAAUGCUCGUAGCGGGCGAGGUAAUAAUAUGAAUUAAAGUUGAAUUAGAUUGCGAUAAUUUGAUUUGAACUCGAGAGGUUUUCAUUUGAACUGAGUUCUGUUGAAAAAUGAUUUUAUAUUUACUUCUGGUUCUGGACAUUUAAAGUUUUUUUUUGAUUGGAUGGAACAUUAGAAUAAUUUCUUGAUCCGAUUCUUCAUUCGAAAGAAAAUUAAAUAUUUUUUCACCGCUUUGCUGGAAAGUGCUGAAUUUUGGGCUUUAUAUCUUUUCCGCGAUGAACCGAAAAUUCACUUUGAUUAGUUGAAUUGGAAUUUGCUUUUCUGCUCUUUCGAAUUUAGGGUUCUCGGCACUUGCGUGAUUGGUUUUGCUUUUGUUGGAUAUUAUCUAGGGUUUUCAAAUCUGAUCAGCUUGUUAAGGAGGCGGAUUUGCAGUUGGAAUUAGGGUUUUGAUCAGCAAAUUUGGAACUUUGGGGAUUCAGUUGCAAAUCCUGAGGUAUUGGGGCACCUGUGAAGCGAAAUCAACUUAGUGGAUACAAAGCUGAUGGGAGUUGGCUUUGAUCGUAAGGAGCUUAAGAAGCCUCGUUUCUGAGUGUAAGCAUUGUAACUGUGCCAAAGUUGUUUUUCCAAAGAAUAUGGAAGAGGACUGUUCUUACAAAAUAUAACUAAUAAGACACUGGAAAAAUCAGAAUUUAUGGAACUCUUAUGAAUUAGUGGGCUCUUUGUUUUUCUUUUAUCGAACUGGGGAAUGAUUUUGGGAUUGAAUUUUGAUGAUAAGGUCGAGGAGGUGAAGGUGAUGAUCAUCAAGUGUCAUUCGCCUAGUAGACCUGUCCUAAGAUCCUCAAUCAGGAAGCAGUAGUCCUUUCUCAAGAAGCCCUUCGGAUUAACAUAGAGUAGUUGCAUAUGCAUUUACUGCAAGAGCUAUAGAUAUCAGCACUUGGUAUCUUGAUUAGUUGCAAACUGUAGUCAGUUAAUACCUAGCCUGCUAUUGCAGUUGAGUUUGGAGGUUUUUACGUUUUACAAAAUUUGUUGUGUGUUUAUGUUGAAGAAUUUAUUGAGUUGAAGUUGGAGUCCGUCUGUUUGGUUUCGUGGACUCGGGUGUAAAGCUUGAGCUAGCAGAAGGGUGAUUAGGGUAUAAGGAUCAGUACAUGCAGAGCUAGAUGGUGGAGUACUGAAGCUGGAAGUCAAUGUGGGGUCAUGGUGCAUGGACAGAGAUUUAAUCGCUGGUCUGUUCCCGCUUUGGAACUCUGCUAUUCAAGAAUAGUAAUCCAAGAACAUUGUUUUCUUGAUCGUAGUUAUUUCAUCUCGACGGGGAAAGUGUGCAAUGUCUCGCUGCUUUCCAUUUCCACCACCAGGAUAUGAAAGAAAGCACAGCACCUGCGACUUGGACUUAUUGAAAGAGGCAAAGCGCAAAGAGAAAAAGCACAAAAAGGAGAAAAAGGAUAAGGAAAGAAAGAAAGAUAAAGAUAAAGAGAGAGAGAAAGAGAAAGAUGGAAGUGAUGAGAAACAUAGGGACAAGAAAGAUCGAAAAGAAAAACACAAGGACAAGAAGGAAAAGCACAAGGACAAGAAGGAAAAGCACAAGGACAAAAGGAAGGAUAAGGAAGAUCGUGGCAAAGACAAGGAUAAAAGCAGCAUAUCAGAAGAGUCAACAGUUGCUGGGAAACUUGAGGAUAGAAGUGGAGGGAAGCUUCAGCCAAAAGUACACAGCAAAGAUAGAAGUGGUUUCGGGAAUGAAGCGACAAGUUCUAGCCCAUUUCAGGGUCAAAAUGGCGGGAAGCCUUCACAAAGCUGCUUGCCUUCCCAGUUCAGUGAGGAAUCGAAAUUCCUUCAGGAACUGGACAGGAGGAUCAGGGAUGAUCAACGGGGUGGUGGGAGCCAGUUGCCUGAGCGAGUUGCAGUUCUGGACAAUAAAGAUCAAGAGAUGGUAUCAAGAGGUGCCAUCACAAACUCUUCAGGACUACUGGUAGAGGAAAAGGGAGAUAACAAGAAUAAGAGAACUGAUAGAAAAAAUGGUCCUCAAGGGCUGAAAAAUGAUUUUAGUGGAAGUAAAAUGGUGCAGAGCCUUGUGCCAAAUACCAAAGCUAAAGUUGAAGGGGUCCCCAAACCAGUGGAUGAAGAGAAUGGGAGGAGGUGGGAAGACAGGGAGAAAUGUAAGGAAACAGGUGUUUUUAAACAGGGGGACAAGCAGAAAGACCGGGUUAAGGAGAGCCCUGUGAAGGAAAAGGACAAGGAUAAAGAGAAGAAAAUAGACGUGAAUGCAAAGAUUAAAAAAGAAAAUAAGAAUUGCAGUCAGAACCAGUUUAAAAAUGAUGGGAGUAAUGAUCCUGGCGGCAUUACCGGUAAACGUAGUAUGGACUUGUUGAAGGAAACCAACAGUAAUUCUGCUACUGAAGGGAAUUUCAGGAAAAGAAAAGAUGAAAAUACAAAUGGUUUCCUCCAUGAGAGUGAAAUCAGGCCGAAUAAAAUGCAAAGGUCUGCUCCUCACCAGUUGACAGAGAAUGGAAGGAAACUUGAUCCUUUCCAGACUCCCACAAAACCAUCUCAUGAUAAGCACGCUGUUCCUAAUAGUGCUAGAGUGGAUAAUAGAGAGAGGGUGAAUGGCUUCACUGUAGCCCAUAAACCGUCACCACAAAAGCCAAAAUCUUCUGCAGCAGCUAUGGUCAGCAACCAGGUCAGUGAAGCUUCAAAGGUACCUCGUCAUGAUCCCCCUUCUGUGAACAAGACACUGAAGGUGCCGAAACUUGAGGACCUAAUUGCUGAAACAUCAAGAAGGCCUCCCCAUCCCGAUUCCAAGUUCCUGGCUGAGGUACUAACAGUACCCAAGGUGGAGGACUGGUCUGAACUUGACUACCAGGACUGGCUGUUUACCGAGAAAGGUCAUGCUGGUAAGCAUAAGGUGGAAUCGGUCAGGGACAAGGACGACCAGCAUGUGUGGUCAGAAGCUGUACAUAUAGAAUCAGCAGAUAUUUGUGCUAUGCCUUAUGUGGUCCCUUACUGAUUGUUGGCCAAACUGCUACCUUCUGCUAUCUUAAGCUCUGCACGUUGAUCGCCAACAAGUAGCUGGCUUGUGUAGUUGGCCUUUUUGCUCUGUCACACAGGCGUAUUUCUUGCCUGUGUCUGUACUGAUGAGCAUGGGCUGGCGGCGUGGUCUCUCUCUCAAGACUACAGGCGUGGCUUAGAGGGUGGGGCGGUUGUCACACAACCUAAUUUAAUCCUCGAUAUACCUUGAGAUUGAUUCGAGGUGCAACUCCAGCGUGCACGAGACUUGGCAUGGAGCUCUGCAGUUGAGCAUACGGCAUGAAGCUAAUGUAUCCCUUGGUUUAUUGAGUGUAGCUCUAGAAUCACAUCACCACAAUUUUGGGUUGUAACAUAGAACUCUAAAUUUACAUGAAAAUGUAAGAUAGAGGGGGAAAGGAAAGGGAAGGGGUAGUUCCAUUCAUUUGAUUAUAACUGAGAUGUAAUUGUUGUUCAUAGUCCCACUCGGCUUCUAUAAUAUAUCUGGUGUUUCUGCAGAAUUUCAUUA